Molecule: messenger RNA, 3779 nt
Organism: Etheostoma spectabile (orangethroat darter)
Lineage: Eukaryota; Metazoa; Chordata; Actinopteri; Perciformes; Percidae
Product: zinc finger protein PLAGL2
Exons: 2
Coding region: 574-1872 (432 amino acids)
Biological process (GO): regulation of transcription by RNA polymerase II
Cellular component (GO): nucleus
Molecular function (GO): DNA-binding transcription factor activity, RNA polymerase II-specific
Source: RefSeq, a predicted model, not a curated record
UCACUCUCCCAGAAUGCAUGGCUUCCAGCGCGGCGCCCAGCAGUCCAGGCCCGGAGUCUAACAAACAUCUUUAAACUUGUUCCAAAAUGUCGAUAUGGAGACGAAAUGGAGGCUGGACCGAGGCUCAAUCGGUCUGUAAAGAUGUCAAGCUGCCUCUGUGAUUCAGCGGCUGUGACCAGCGUUCAGGGCUGCUGAAAACUAAAAUAGACCGCGGGCCAACACAAGAGCUCUUCUCAGGAAGCGCAGACCCAGUCAGAGCUUCCACAGCUCCUCACCACCACAGCCCUUUUGGGGUUGCUAUGGCAGCUGCUGUCACAGAAACCAAGUGCUGGACACAGCAUGCCCCAGUAAGGCAGGACAGAGCACUAGUCAUUGCCCCAAGAGAGCAUCAAACAGUCAACAAACAGCACUUAGCAAUAAUUCUAGCACUCCAAGUUAACAAAACGACCAGAGGUCUGUAGGCUGAUGCUCAGCUCUCUGGAGGAUCCUCAUGAGUCUUGUCUGUGUGUUCUCCGGCUCUUGGCCAGAGUCCCUGUGCAGCAGCAGAGCCACUACUGUUUCUCCUGUUAGACCAUGUUUCACCAGCAGGACCAUCUAAAGAGCCAGCUGCAGGACAGCCCCCCUGCCAGCAGGCAGCUCUUCCACUGCCACGAGUGUGGAAAACAGUACAACACCCAGCUGGGUUAUAGACGCCACCUGGUGGCAGCGCACAGUGCUGCAGCCAGCCUGCCCUGUCCAGAGGGGGCGCCAUCCCUGCUGGAGCACCUGAGCAGCCAUAUUGACAGGCCUCCACCCUCAGAGGCCAACACUAGCGCUACUGUGCCAGUGCGGGAGAGGAAGUACUCAUGUGAGAGAUGUGACCGCCGCUUUUACACUCGUAAGGAUGUACGCCGUCACGCUGUGGUGCACACUGGGCGCCGUGACUUUCUGUGCCCACGCUGCGCACAACGCUUUGGCCGCAGAGACCAUCUGACCCGCCAUUUGAAGAAGAGCCAUGCCCAGGAGUCUGGGUUGAUGGCACCCUGUACACCCAGCACGCCUGUGGCUACACCGAGCCCUGCACCCCCCCAGGGCUCAGUGAAGGAGGAGACCAGCCCUGUGGCCUGUGAUAUGGGCUCUAUCUCCAAGGAGCCCAUGGAGACUUUCUCCAGGGACAUGUACAACUCCUACCCCAUGGCCAACCCUGUCUCUGGGAUGGGACACCCUCAUGGCCUCAUGCAGGGCUCCUUGUCCUCGAGUAUGGGUGUGCCUCGCCACAUGCCUCCCCAAUCUUCUCACCCCCACCACCAUCACCUGCAGCCCCCAGUGGCUCCGCAGCAGCAGCCAUACAGCAACAUGGCCAGGUACCAACACGGAUCUACCUCAUAUCCUCGCGCCGACGUGGACAGUUUCCUGUUGGACCUGCAGAGUGCCCCCCCACCUCACCUUGCUGCAGUCAACUCCUCUACCUCUACUUCUGCCUCCCCUCAGAGGGAGGUGCUGGGUGAAGGCGUGGGUGCUGGCAGCGACCCCCACCUGCUGUCCAGGAGCCCCGCCAUCCCCUCCACCGAGCUGUCCUGCACCACUAACAUGGACCUCGGGCCUCUGCUAGGCUUCUUGCCUUUCAGCCUGCCGCCCUACAGCCCCCACAUGGGGAUGGGAGGGUUAGUGAUGAGCUAUCCCCCCACCACCACCACCUCAUCCUCCUCAUCUUCUUCCACUGGGCUGUCCUCCCAGGCUCCAGGGCCUUUUACCUUCUUCCAGCCUCCCCAGGCUCAUGUACAACAGGGCCCCGGAGCCCAUAACCACAGCCAGCUACCUCAGGCAUACAGCAGUCCUGCUAUGAGCACUUCCAGCUCCCUACCUCACUACUACCAGGCCUUUCAGCAGUAAGCAGCUCUGUCUCCACAAAAGUUGCCUUCACACGUGCUCAUGCAUUUUCAUGAAAAGGCUAAAACACAAGAAUGGCAUCUGUAUUGUAAAACAAUUAAGUGACUUUACCCUGUGAGUGCUAAUGAAGCUAAUCUUAGUAUUUUCUUGCUGAACACAACAAAUCACCUCAUCAGUAUUACCUCAUUAUUUAAAAAGGAGGCUUGAACGUUUGAGGAAAUGUAGAUGGUCUCACUACAACCAAAUAGAAUACUACUUCUCUUAGUCAGACCUGUUACCAACAGUAGAUGCACUUAACACACUCAUCACAGGGCUGAACAAAUGCUGAGAGUCCUCCAGUUUUAGGUUUUCAUGGAAAACGCUACUGUGUUAGGGAUGCCACCUUCUGUUUUUUUAUUUUAGAAUAUUGGAGCAUGAACAGCCUUACGGAGUUAGGAAGAUUGGUGUAAAAUGUCUUGGUCUCUGUUAGCAAGUGCAAAAAGAGAUUGAAAAUGCAAAGAGCACCUUUUGUCUUUGUAUGAUAUCUGGUGUUUAACUAGGACUGUAACAGUAAACUAAACUCCUGUUUCGGAAUGUACAGCUCAGUAGACAGCCCAGGGUCUACAUACGGCAACAAAAACAAACUGUGCCCACCUGCGCCGCCAAGCAUUCACAAACAGUGUUCCAGCUUUGCAGCCAAUAACUGACAAGGAUUUGGGGGUGGGGGGUAGUGCGCGGAAGCACAGAAGGGAGAGGGACGGGAUGGGGGGCAGGCUAGUCUCGUUUUUGUCUAAAAAUACUUUGAACGUCAACAAGAAGUAACGUCAACCAACAUCUCAUAGAAAACCUUUAAGUCAGGAAUGUUUACAAAAUAAAAACCUCAGUAGACAAAAACAUGUCAUUAACACUUGUGUGUGACAAAUACUGCACAAGUCAAAAUCUAACACUUAGAUUUAUAUGUAUAUUUCUUUAAAAUCGCGCAUGGAAAUGUACAUAAACAAAAUGUUGCAUCAAGAUGCAUCGAUUUUCAGGUUAGAAUCAAAACGUUGGCCUCUGAAUCAAAAUUGAAUCGUGAGGUGCCCAGAGAUUUCCCCCCUACUAUGUUAUCUGUUUCACAACUAGUGCGCUGCUAAAACAUUCCUGGUAAAACUUGCGCUGCAGAAUUUCUGUAUGCAUGCAAGUAGUGUGAACGUCCAGUACUGAAAUUGUUCAGAAAGAAUACAUGUACCGUUACAGCCCUACGGUUAACUCACUAAACUGGACAGUAAAGAGUUUCCCAUCCAAUCAUGGAGCAUUACACCCACUGGUGUGUCCAAACAUAUCAGCAGAUGCUAAAACCCUUGAUGAAACAACCAAAUUUAUCAUCAAGCGUUAUUGCAAAUGUAACCCCUUUUCCAAUGGAAUUCUGAGUUAGACCUUGUUAGAAUUUGGCCUAUUUCUAAGCGUAGGUCAAUAACAGUUAACAAAACUGUAAAGCUAGUCUGCAUGUACUAUUGGUAGUAAACUGAACAUUUAGUAAAUCAAAUAUGCCACACAGUUUAUACUGGAAUUGAACUGCAAAACAUUUGAGUAAUGUCAUCUGAAAUUCUGUAAUUAGGAAAAAAUGUAAGGCAGCAGCUCAUCAUCAUUCACAUUAGAUUUUUUUCUGUUUUUUUUUUAAGGUCAUAUCAUUAUGGGGAGACUCAAAUGCUAUUUAUUUGGCAGUAUUCCCUAGCAUUGCUGGAUUAAAUUGCACUUGUGUUUCAUUUUCAUCUUUGUAGGCCCUUUAAAAGCUUGAAGUCAUGCCAAAUCACACAGGGUGGAAAACUGCUGCUCCAAUAAUGUCUGUGGGUAACCCUUUUCUUUUUUCUUUUUUUUUUUUUCACACUAAAACCGCCAGACUAUAGGGUCACUAUAUCGCCCAACAGCAUCUGUGCUUCCCUGAUGGGCCU